UUAAGUUACCAGUUAUUUUAUGUCAAUAUAGGGGUUUCAAUAAGCACAAAAUAUUAUUCAAAUCAAUAAGUUGUUUCAAAAGUAUACUUGACAAUUAUAAAUUGAAAAUUUAAAAUGUUUACAAUUUUAUUUUUCGGAAUUUUAAUUCCUGUGGUUGGGAUAAAAGGAGAUGAAGAACUCGUUCCCAUAGACAACCGCCAACUUACGUUUAAUGGUAUACCCUUCGAAUGUUGGGAUCCCCGUCGAGUUAUUGAUGGCAAUAAUAGAACAGACGCGGGCGCUUGUUCAUGCUGUACAGCUAUCCAGCGACCCGCCUGGAUUGCAAUUGAUCUCCUACAGCCAUAUCCCCUGACACGGAUUCAAGUAUAUGGACGAACAGACACAGCAACAGUGCAGUCUCAAAACAUUCAGCUGUGUGUUGGAAUAUUUCCUGGCCUUUCAUGCGAUAUAUUAAAUACUACGCAAUUAGAAGAAAGCUUCAAUCCAACAAGACUCGGGCAAUAUAUCAACGUUUCGUCAAUUGGAUACAACUUUUAUAUGAUGACUAUAUGUGAGAUUAAAGUGUACCGCCUAAAAGUCUCCAACUUAUUAACAGUACCUGGGUUGAACUAUAGUGUUAAUCAAGCAGCCACUUUUGCACUGUGCUCAGCAGAUCAUGCAAUAGAUGGAAAGUAUUCUUCGUCGUAUCCUGACGGCUUAGAUAUAUGUAGACAGUGCAGUGCUACUGAUGACGAUCCAUUACCGUGGUGGGAGAUUAAUUUUGGCCAGAAAGUAAUUGCGAAUUUCAUCACCAUAAUUGGACGACUCGGUUCUCCUGAGGAGCAAAGUAAGGACCUUCUUGUUUACACAAGUGACGCUCCACAAACGAAUGACAAUCACUCUUUAGUGAUAAUGGUAAAGGACUGGAAGUCGAACAUUGGACAAUUAAUUUACUUGGGGAACAGAACAUUCCAAUAUUUGCUGAUUCGAAGAUGGUACGAAAGUGUCCUUACAAUAUGUGAGGUUAUGAUCUACAGAAAAGAUUGCGACGACGGGACAUUUGGAAUGACUUGUCAACCAUGUGGGCGUUGUAGAAUGUCUGCGAUAUGCAACAAAACAACGGGUUUUUGUCAAAACGGAUGCGAACCAGGAUGGGCACUUGAUGACUGUAUCAUGGCCUGUGACCCCGGUUAUUUCGGAGGCAAUUGCUCUGCUCAGUGUCACUGCCAAAAUGACUCUGUGUGUGAUCACGUGUUUGGCAACUGUCCGAACAAUCGUUGUGCGGCGGGAUGGAAAGGCGAUAAAUGCAGCACUGAAUGUUGCCAAGGAUUCUAUGGCAUAAACUGUUCGUCAGUAUGUCACUGUAAGAACGGCGUUUAUUGCGAUCAUGUCUUCGGUAACUGCUCUGAUAAACUAUGCGCACCUGGCUGGUUUUCUGAUGACUGCAGUCAAGAAUGCACUAACGGUACGUACGGUGUGGACUGUCGAAACGUCUGUGGCCAAUGUAAUGGGUCUUUCUGUGACAACAUAGAUGGCCUUUGCACUCGCGGGUGUCUACCAGGCUGGACGGGAUAUCAGUGUCUGGCGGAACAAGACCACCCCACUGCAUCAAAUAAUGAUCCUAACAGAAUACCACUUAGUGCGAUUAUUGCAGUUGCUUUGGUCCUGUCAAUUUCUGUUGGGGCGAAUAUUAUGUUGGCAACGCUGUACAUAAGGCGACGGAGGAAUCUGUCUUCUGGUAAAUCAUGCGAUACAACGGUGCAAUGGCCAUCUUCAAUCACACCAAAUGAUUACGACUUGAUAUCAUCAUUAAAAGAAAUACACGACUACGAAGGACUGCAAAGACCAACAAGUGGACAAACCAAGCAGAGAGUCAACGUAGUGCCUACGCAAACGACCUCAGAGUAAUAUCAUUUCAUAAUCGCCCGGAAAUACGCAGUAUUCAUAGUUUAUCAGCUUCAAAAUGACUAGGUAUUAGUGUAUAUUUUCCGCAAAAACGUGGUCUCUGUAGGCGUAUGCAAAGCAGUUCAUUAAUAUUCGCUGCAAAUCAAUAAGUGUCAAAUGCAAAACUUGUUUUCAAGUCUCACAUAUAAAUUACAACAUUCACACCUUCUUCCUCUUAUUAAAUUAUUGUAUUGUAUUUUAAAAUCUUUUUAUUUUUUAGUUUUGCAUUAAUCAUUUUAAAGCAUAUAUUGUAUACAUACGUGUCUUUCAUUUGCAAUCAAUGGUUUUUUAAUGGAAUUUAAGUAGUUUGUUUAUCUUGUUGUUUAUUUGUAUUCUUUAUAAUAGUUUGUUCGGUUUUUGUUUUGUUGUGAGUUUUUCUAGAAAUUGAGUUCUAAUGUUUUGCGUGUUGUUUGGUUUUAUAAUAGAUUUUAUAUGUGAUGGAAUACUUUUGAUCAGCGUGUAAUACAUAAGGAAGUCUGUUGAUGGGAUUUCAUACAAGUAGCAUAUAUUAUGACAGGAAUAAAGUCGUUUAUUCGGUAAUCAAAUAGUUGAUCGACAUACUUUAUGCUCUUUUCAAACCAGUUUUUUAUAAAAUAAUGUGCUAUCAUUUGCGUUUAUGUUUUUAUUAUUCCAUUAAAUUAUUUUGCUGUUACUUUUUUCGUCUAACAUAUCUGUGACUUUACUCCAAGCUGAUAGUAUAUUAGAAACAACUAUAUUCUUUUUUGCUAUAUCAAGUAUUAGAGACUCACUAAUGUUACAUUCAAAAAUUAAAGAGCCACCAUAUUUGGCUAGUGUUUGUUGACAAAACAACGUCCAUUUACUCUUGUUUGUGGUAUCUAACAUACGUUUCACCCAACUGGAUUUGAUUGAAUUUAUGAACGAACAAAUGUCAGUCAGUUGUAGACCUCCAAGCUCUACAGGUUGUAUUAAUUGUAUUCGUUUUAUUUUGUCGGGUUUGCCAACCCAUAAACAAAUCAAUUAUAGAUGUUUUUAUAUAUUCAAUGAUUAUUUUAUUAUCUGGGUUUGGAAGAACGGUAAGUACAUAUAUUAAUUUCGGUAGUGCGAAAGUUUUUAACACAGUUAUUUUUCCAAUUAAGGUUAGUUUUCUAUGUCGCCAUGAUUUAAGACAGCUUUUGAAUUUUUGUAGUUUGGGUAAUAUGUUUUUUAAUAUUGUUUCAUUCUCAUUGUUUGUGAAUGUUAUGCCUAACGUUGAUGCCUCGUUUGCUGUCCAUCUGAAGUUCAUUUCCGUUUAAAGAUGAAUGUUUGAAUGCCUGUAAUUACCUACUUUUAGCACAGUGCAUUUACAUGUGUUUAAUUUUAGUCCUGAUACGUUUCCAAACAGGGUCAGUGAUUCUAUGUAGUUGUUAAAGGAGCAAGGAUUGUUAGUGCAAAAAUAAGUUGCGUCAUCGGCGAAUAAUGACUGUUUGAUUUCUUCACCUGGUUUAACGACUAUACCGUUUAUGUUUGGGUUAGAUUGUAGAUAAUGAGAUAGGAAUUCUAUACAUAUAAUAAAUAACGACGAUGAGAGUGAACAUCCCUGUCUAACACCUCUUUCGACAUUAAAACAGUCAGAGAAGAACCCAUUAUUUAUACUACUUAUGUCACUAUAAAAAAGUUUCACCCAUUUAAUCAUAUUUUCUCCAAAGUUCAUUUUCUCUAAACAUGUGAACAUAAAGGAAUGGUUGAGGGAGUAAAUGCUUUUUCAAAGUCUGCAAAGAAUAUAAGACCUGAUUUAUUUGUGCAAUUGAAGUAAUUAAUGCAUUCUUGUAUCAAUCGUACAUUUUCGCCGAUAUAGCGUCCUUUUAUAAAUCCGGAUUGUGAACUUGAAACAAUUGAAGGUAAUAUUUUUUUUAAUUCUAUAUGCGAUGCUUUUUGUUGCAAUUUUAUAGUCAUUGUUUAAUAAAUUUAUUGGGCGCCAAUUUGAUACGGUUUCUAGGUUUUUUCCAGGUUUAGGGAUAAGUGAUAUGAUACCUUGUUUUUUGCAGAACAGUUAGAUUUCCAUUAUUGAAAGAGUAGUUUAGGGAGUUGAUUAAAUAUGUUUUAAUCUCAUUCCAAAAUAGUUUGUAAAAUUCUAUUGUUAUACCAUCUGAUCCCGGACUUUUAUUAUUUUGCAUUUCUUUAAGUGCCAUCCCACAUUCGUAUUUAGUAAGGAGUCCUUCACAUGAGUGUUUUUCAUUAUCAUUUAGAGUUGAUUGAGGAGUAUUGAAAUUCGUGUUGGCUGAGGUUUGCUUUUUUUAUAGAGGUUUUCAUAAAAUAAUCGUUGCUCUUCUAGAAUCUGUAUCCUUUUGGUUACUUCAAUAUCAUUUACGACAAGUUUGUGAAUGAUUUUUUGUUCACUAUUACGUUGUUCGAUGUUUGCAAAAUAUUUUGUAUUUUUUUCAUUGUGUUCUACGUGUUUAGCUGUCGCCCUUAGGAUUAUACCAUUUUAGUUGUUCAUGAUAAAUGUCUUCUAACACUUGUUUUUUUUUAAUAGAGUUCACUUUCAAAACUGGCUUUGUCGAUGAUUUAAGUGUUAUGUAGUUGUGUCUGUAAUUUUUCUAUAUCAUGUAGUGUUUUUUCUUCAAGUUUGCGUGUUCCUUUUUGUUUGAAUGAUGUGUAUUUUAUUGUUGUUUUGCGUAUGUUACCUUUUAUAAUCUCCCAUAAACUAUUCGGGAUUGCAUCAUUGUUGUUUUGUAUGGUAUAUGUUAUUUCCUGUUUUAUGUGGGCUUGAUAUUGAGCAUCCAAUAAUAUGCUGCUAUUUAAUUUAAAAUAACCCGGCCCUCGUUCUAGUUGAAUGUUGUUUAAUUUGAGAGCAGCAAGGGAGUGGUCAGUCAUGAAACCUGGUUUGAUGCAACAAUUGUCGAUUAUAUUACAUAAUGAUUCCGAUAUAAGAAAGUAGUCUAGCCUGCAAUAUAUAGUAGGUUUGGAGUUUGAAUGCCAUGUAAAUUUGCACUCGGAUGGAUUUAAUGUACGCCAAAUAUCUAACAAGUUACAAUUUUCAAUUAUGUCAUUCAACAAUGUCCUAUUUUUCAGAUGUGUAUAUAAAUUGCCAUUUUUCUUGUCUAAUAUUGGAUUUAUUACGGUUUUAAAGUCUCCGCCAAUUAUUAUGUUUUUAUCUGAAUUGUAAUUAAUAAAGGUUUGCAAUGUUUUGAAAAAAUUACUUUUAUCUAAGUUAGGACCGUAAACAUUAAUUAAUGUUAUUUGUGUUUCGUGUAUUGUAAUGUCAAGGCUCGCUAGUCUUCCAGGUAUUAUGUCUUUAAAAUUGCUGACUUUUACAUCUGAGUUAUUUUUUAUUAGAAAUGUGAUUCCUUGUUUGUUUGUGUGAUGUCCACUCAGAUAAAUAUCACCAUCCCAUUCGUGAUUUAAUGCUUCAAUAACAGUGUCCGUCAAAUGACUUUCUUGUAGUAGGCAUAUAUUAUAUUUCUUUUCUUCUAACCAUUUGAACAUUGUUAUACGUUUUUCUUUGUUGUUUAGCCCUUUUACAUUAAGUGUACAUAUUUUAAUACUCAUAAAGAAUGGGGUUAUAAUAAAUGAUAUGUAAGUACGUGCUUGUCCAUUUAGAUACUAUCUCAGAAAGAUGAAUAAACAUAUCCAUGCUAUUAAAUAUGGAUAUGGGCUAACAUGUUAAAUCUAUAGUGUACAAGACAUCUUAUGGUACUUAAUCUGCACAUAAUUGGUGAGUUGCUGACAAUAAUAUUAAACAUGCUGUACAUGCAAGUAUGCUUAAUAUAAUAAUAAGUCUUUCCAUACAUACUUAAGAUAAACAUAGUAUUUUUUUUAAAUAAAACAUAUAAGUAUACAUCAAUUAUUACACAAUUGUUGUCAAAGUAUGCCUCUCCUUUAAGUAUUUGCUUUAAACAAUACGAAAAUAUACGACAGUCGUUAAAGGAUUGGUCUUCAAUAACUUGACAUAGAUGUUGAUUCAGUUGAUUCAUAUAAGACAAAUAUUAAUACACUGAGUUCUGAUGUGUCGCCUACCUAUUAUCGAAAGGCAAAAAAAUAUAUAGGUAAGGCAUCUGAGGUGUAUUACUCGUUCAUUUUUAAUAACAUAAUGCACGAUUACAAAAAUUAUUCUAUGUUUGAAAAAAUAGUUCAUAACUCGUUCAAUAUUAAGUAUUGUUCAAUCUUCUAUGUAAUAAAUAAUGUAAUCAUUGUAAAUAAAUAAUAUUUUAACAUAUUUAUAGGGAAAAAAACACAAACUAUUAGUAAUUUUACCACUUAAACCCUUAAACAUUAUUGAUUGUUUAUAAAGUUUAGCAAUACAAUUGUUUUCGUGCACAUGUCUAAUAUACACAUUCAUUCAAGUGUCAUUAAUACAUGUAUGUAUAUGCAUAUUUCAAAUAUACAUAUAAGGUCUAUUUCUAUCGUUAUAUUUAUUAACAAGUACAUUUCGAACAUGCAUAGUGCGUUCAAGACAUAAAACUAGUGAUUAGACAAAAUAAAAAUGUGUACGUUGUCGCUUAUUCUAUUAGUUAAUGGAUUCUUGACCAAUUUUGAUUGUUGAUAUAUAUGCAACAAUACAGUUAUUUACAUUUACAAAUAUUGAUUAUUGUUACACUAUUACAAUAAUUAUAUUUCGAUUCACACUCUAAAUUUA
Dreissena polymorpha is the source of this 6499-nucleotide messenger RNA. RefSeq lists its product as uncharacterized. The transcript has 12 exons. The record is from RefSeq and is a predicted model, not a curated record. Bases 115 to 1887 code for a protein of 590 amino acids. Lineage: Eukaryota; Metazoa; Mollusca; Bivalvia; Myida; Dreissenidae. Gene Ontology annotation, molecular function: scavenger receptor activity.